Molecule: messenger RNA, 3358 nt
Organism: Syzygium oleosum
Lineage: Eukaryota; Viridiplantae; Streptophyta; Magnoliopsida; Myrtales; Myrtaceae
Product: disease resistance protein RPV1-like
Exons: 4
Coding region: 137-2446 (769 amino acids)
Biological process (GO): signal transduction; defense response
Molecular function (GO): ADP binding
Source: RefSeq, a predicted model, not a curated record
CAUACCCUUCUGUGGCUCUCGUGCGGCGUAUUUAGUCAUCUCGGAGCUCCUGAUCAGUCAACUCUGGCGAUCGUCUUUUCUGCUGUUCUGUUCAGGGAUCUCUUCCAGGGCAGACUUUGAGGAGGCAUCACCCAAGAUGGCGCUAUACGUAGAUGAUGCAGCUGCAAAUAAUGGAAUAUCAGAUCCGGCUGUUUCAUCGGAAUUUGACUAUGAGGUGUUCUUGAGCUUCAGAGGGCCAGAUACUCGAAAAGGUUUUACUGACUUCCUUUAUAUUAGCCUAAUUGAUGCGGGAAUCCGUGCAUACAAAGAUGACGAAGAGCUGCGCGUCGGGGAAGAGAUUGGCCCGGAGCUUCUCCAAGCAAUCAAGCAGUCAAGAAUCUCCAUACCCAUCUUCUCAAAAUGUUAUGCCUCUAGCAAAUGGUGCCUAAAGGAGUUGGUCCAGAUGGUGGUGUGCAAGACUAACAUGGGACAAAAGAUCAUGCCCAUUUUUUAUGACGUGGAACCUUCCGAGGUUCGGUACCAAACUGGCAGGUAUGGACAGGCCUUCCUUGAGCACGAAAGCAAGAAUCGAUACGAUGAUGGAACUAUUAGCGAGUGGAAAGCCGCUCUUAGUGAAGUCGGAGCGCUAAAGGGAUGGGACCUACACAGUAUGCCCAACAGGAACGAAGGUGACUUCGUGAAAACAGUUGUCAAGAAAAUCUCCGGGGAGUUGAAAAAGGGAUUUUUGGUAUUAUCGGAUUGCUUGGUUGAAGUCAACGGUCCCGUGAGUGAGAUCAUGAGAAUGAUUGGCCCUCGGACACAUCAAACGCGGAUUGUAGGUAUCCAUGGAAUGGGUGGUGCUGGAAAGACCACUCUCGCCAAAAUCAUCUACAAUCAACUAUUACCUGAUUUUGAGGAUUGUUGUUUCCUUUCUAAUAUUCGAGAAACUUCAGAGGUAAAGGGUAUUGUGUGCUUGCAGAAUCAGCUGAUCUCCAACAUCUUCAAAGGUAAAUGGAAAGAUAUAAGCACCACAGACGAAGGGAUUGAGAUGAUUAAAGAUAGGAUGUAUGGUAAAAGGCUUCUCCUUCUCCUUGAUGAUGUUGACAAAAGGAGUCAACUGAAUGCACUUAUGUGCAAGCGCAAUUGGUUCGGUAUAGGAAGUAAGGUUAUCAUUACUAGUAGAAACAAAGAGGUUCUCAAUGUUCCUGAAGUGGAUUGGACCUAUGAACUUAACUGCAUGGAUUUCGACAAAUCUCUUCAACUUUUCAGUAAACAUGCCUUCAAAAGUGAUCAUCCCUUGGAUGAUGAUCUCGCCCACUCCAAAAUGGCGGUAGGCAUUGCUGGAGGUCUUCCUCUAGCUCUUGAGGUUAUAGGUUCACUUUUAUCAUGCAGCAGGAAAGAAAUGUGGGAUGCCAUAUUGAAAAAGUUGGAAAAAGUUCCUCAUGAGGAAGUCAGCAGUAAGCUGAAGAUAAGUUACGAGGUGUUAGAUGAUCGGCAAAAGUACGUCUUUCUUGAUAUAGCUUGUUUUUUCAUUGGAUAUGACAAAGAAACUGCAAUCCACAUGUGGGAUGAGAAUAAUUUUUUUCCGAAAGAAGCUUUGGAAGUUCUGCAGAAUAUGUCCUUGAUAAAGAUCGGAGAAAAUAAUACAUUGUGGAUGCAUGAUCUAAUUCGGGACAUGGGGCGAGAAAUCAUCCGCCGAGAUAGUAAUAUGGUAACAGAGAAGCAGACUAGGGUGUGGAAUGCUGUUGAAGCAUUAGAUUUGCUGAUUACAAGCCAGGAAAAGGAAAAAGUUGAAGCUCUCCAUCUCGAGUUGCUCCAUCCAGCAGAACACCGUUUUGCAGAUGAGGACUUCAUGAGACUUCCAAAUCUAAGGUUCCUUGUAGUUGAUGGAAGGAAUGAAGUGAACGGUCAGAGAAAAAACCUGAAUUUACUGCAACUAUUUCAUCUUCCGAUCAACGUUUUCAGGAAGGAGUCGCAUCUACUUCCUAAAUUGCGAUGGCUUUCUUGGAAUAUUAUUCCUCUAAACUUUGACAUAGCCAAAUUAUCCAUGAGGAAUCUAGUCGUUCUCAGUCUAGCACGGAGCACCAUUACCCAUCGUUGGGACGGUUGGAGCCAUAUAAAGAUGGCGAAGAGCUUAAAAGUUCUGAAUCUGUCGUGUUGCCAGAAAUUGGUUAAAACCCCGAACUUCUCAGGACUUGCAAAUUUAGAACGACUGAUCAUGUUUGACUGUGUAAGCUUGGUCGAAGUCCAUGAGUCCAUUGGUCAGUUACAGCGCUUGGUUUUCUUAGAUGUCCGCAACUGCUUGAACCUUCACUUGUCAAACGAGAUUCAUAACCAAAAAUCUUUGAAAGUGCUCCGAACUUAUGGCGGAACAAUGAACCUCAUUACAUUUUCAUCACCAUUUGUUGGGUCUGCUGAUAGUAGGGACGUCAACUCUUCGGAUCGGAUCGGGUUUUUAUGCUUUUAGGGCCGGUUUGGUUUGGGCAUUGUUGACAGCCCUAGUAAACAGGUGAAUCGGAUAAGGUCGGCCCAUUUUUUAAAUAAAUGGGAUAGAAAUAGCAAAGUCAAAGAAAGUAUGUAUGUUAAAUGGAUUCUCAGUUUACUUAUACCCAAUCCAAAGUGUGAUUCUCUUUUCCCUCCCUCUCUUUCCCUCCCUCACUCGAUCUCGCUCACUCCACACUCUAUACCCAGUCGAACAAUAUUAUUCGUCUUCCUCAAUCUCUCUGUCUCUGCGCUCUCAAAUCGACUAGGAAGCUCCGAUGGUUGCUGCCGAGGCCUCGCCAGCUCCGUCGCUUCGGAGGAGCCAUGUCCGUCCAAGAUGUUCAUAUACCGAGCUGUGGGUUUCUGCUCAUCUUCUUGGCCUACGGAGCUGCUCAGAAUCUCAAGAGCACUGUGAACACUGAGUUUGGGAGACGAUUGUGUUGAACUGCAGGCUCCAAGUUUGCAUUUCUUUCCGGGAAAAUCGAGAGAAAUCGAGGGUCGUGAGAUGAAAUCCUAGAACCAGAUUUUGCACUUCUGUUUCACUUGGGAUACUGCAUGCGUCCUUAGAAUUUUUCUCCUUGGCUGCUUCUCUGGGGGUUUCCGACAUUGGGACCCAAAAAUGCUAUUCUUCUUGGGACUACUGGUUAGUGACUGUUCAUGGCAGCGAAUUUGAAGCCAUCCUGGUAUGCCCUUUUGUGUUUGUAAGUUGUUUAUGUUACUCAGUCUGAUUGUUCAUAAUUUUCCGGUUCCAGUAUUUCAAAUAGUCGGUGAAUCUAUUGUAUACAUUGGUCAGGCCUUUUAUGCCACCACAAUGCAGUAUACGAAGUGGCUCCGGGCAAACAUAAGAACCUCCGAGCGCCUUAAUGAGAUGUCGCAGAUCACUAUGUUCUAAACUGCA